Leptosomus discolor (cuckoo roller) is the source of this 3734-nucleotide messenger RNA. The record is from RefSeq and is a predicted model, not a curated record. NCBI's taxonomy places the organism in Eukaryota, Metazoa, Chordata, Aves, Leptosomiformes, Leptosomidae.
AGCCGUGAAAUCAGGCUCUUGGAAGGAAGAAUUCAGGAGAUAGCCACUGAUCCAGGAGCUGAGAAGAAUUACAAAGUGGAUCUCAGAGGAGGUUAUAUUGUGAUUGAAACAAAUCAAGGGAUGAACUUCAUGUGGGACCAGAAGACUACUGUUGUUGUUCACGUGGCGCCAUCUUUCCAGGGAAAAGUCUGUGGCCUUUGUGGGGACUUCGAUGGCCGUUCACGGAAUGACUUCACAACCAGAGGGCAGUCCAUGGAGAUGAGCAUCCAGGAGUUCGGAAACAGCUGGAAAAUAACAAGCACCUGCUCAAAUAUAAACAUGACAGACCUGUGUGCCGAUCAGCCUUUCAAGUCUGCCCUGGGACAGAAGCACUGCAGCAUCAUUAAGAGUAACAUCUUUGAAGCCUGUCACAGUAAGGUGAACCCAAUACCAUAUUAUGAAUCUUGUAUUUCUGACUUCUGUGGCUGUGACAGUGUGGGGGACUGCGAGUGCUUUUGUACCUCAGUUGCUGCUUAUUCAAGAAGCUGCAGCAGAGCUGGUGUCUGUAUCGACUGGAGAACGCCUGCCAUUUGCCCUGUGUUCUGUGAUUAUUACAACCCACCUGACAAACAUGAAUGGUUCUAUAAACCCUGUGGAGCCCCUUGUCUAAAGACCUGCAGGAACCCACAAGGGAAAUGUGGGAACUUGCUGUACAGUUUAGAAGGCUGUUACCCAGAGUGUAGUCCUGACAAGCCAUAUUUUGACGAGGAGAGCAGGGAGUGUGUCUCCCUCCCCAACUGCACUUCAUGCGAUUCUGAGGAGAAACUAUGUACUGAAGACUCCAAAGAUUGCCUUUGCUGCUACAAUGGAAAGACCUACACCUUAAAUGAAACUGUGUACAGCCAAGUAUAUGGGCCUGAGUGCAGCGAUGCUGUCUGCGGCCCUGACGGAGUGAUCAUUAAAACACUCUUCCCUUGCGGAAGGGAAGCAUCCACACCAGCACAAGAAGUACAUAUGCAACCUGUAACAUCUGCACCUCCGUUGUCAAUGGUAGCCACUCCCUGCUUCUGCAGUGACAAUGGACAAUUGAUACCAAUGGGAGAAAAUGUUUCUCUGCCAGUGAAUAUAUCAGGUCAUUGUGCUUACUCCAUUUGCAAUGCAUCGUGCCAGAUUGAAUUAAUUUGGGCAGAGUGUAAAACUGGUCAUACUGAGGCCCUCAAGAUCUGUGAUCCGGACUCUGAAGCCUGUCCACCAACACCUGCACCCAGUGCAACAAGCCAAGUUCCUGCUUCCACGGGGACUCCUGUGAGCGAUUGUCUUGAGCUCAUUCCUCCCAGAAAGUUUAAUGAAACAUGGAACUUUGGAAACUGCCAGAUUGCCACUUGCCUGGGAGAAGGAAGCAAUAUUAAACUGUCCAGCACGGCUUGCCCUCCUCAGCAACUGAAACUCUGUGUCAAUGGUUUCCCAUUCACGAAACACUACGAUGAAACUGGUUGCUGUGAAGUCUUUGAGUGCCAGUGUAUUUGCAGUGGAUGGGGAAAUGAGCAUUAUGUGACUUUUGAUGGAACAUAUCAUCAUUUUAAAGAAAACUGCACCUAUGUCCUUGUGAAGUCAAUUCAUCCUGACUCUUACAACUUCUGGAUUCACAUAGACAACUACUACUGUGGUGCCAUUGAUGGAGCAAUUUGUUCAAUGUCCCUUCUCAUUUUUCACUCCAACUCUAUUGUUACUCUGACACAAGCAAUGGAACAUGGAAAAGAAACAAACUUGAUUUUGUUUAAUGAUAAGAAAGUUGUUCCAGACAUUUCUAGGAAUGGCAUCAGAAUAACCAGUUCUGGCAUUUACGUCAUUGUUGAAAUACCUGAAUUAGAAGUUUAUGUCUCCUACAGUCAACUCGCAUUUUACAUAAAACUCCCUUUCGGAAAGUUUUAUAACAAUACCAUGGGACUGUGUGGUACCUGCACCAACCAGAAGUCUGAUGAUGCUAUGAAGAGGAACGGUGAGGUUAUUGAGUCCUUCAAAGAGAUGGCAUUAGAUUGGAAAGUCCCAGAUCCUACUAACAGAUACUGUAAUCCAGGUGUCUCAGAACCAGCUGAGAUUCAAUAUCAUCAGCACUGUGAGCCUUCCAAUCUAUGUAAAAUCAUCUGGAACCUGACCGAGUGCCACAGAGUGGUCCCCCCACAGCCCUACUAUGAGGCGUGUGUGGCCAGUGGGUGCUCAGAACAGCACCCCGGCACCCAGUGCCAGAGCAUGCAGACAUACGCAGCCUUGUGCGGGCUCCACGGGGUCUGUGUGGACUGGAGGAGGCAAGCGAACGGGCAGUGCGAGGCCAGCUGUGCUCAGGAUCAGGUAUAUAAGCCGUGUGGGGAAGCAAAAAGAAACACUUGCUUCAGCAGAGAGGUCAUUAUGGACACCCUCCCCUCCCAAAAUAACACACCAGUGUUUGUUGAGGGAUGCUACUGUCCUGAUGGAAAAUACCUGCUGAAUGAUCGUGAUGGCAUUUGUGUUUCUGUCUGUGGUUGCACUGCACAAGAUGGGUCAGUGAAACAGCCUAGAGAGGCCUGGGAGCACGACUGUCAAUACUGUGCUUGCGAUGAAGCGACCUUCAAUAUCUCUUGCCUCCCGCGCCCUUGUGCUAAAUCGCCACCUAUCAACUGCACUAAAGAGGGCUUUGUACGCAAAAUAAAAGCACGCCUGGAUGACCCAUGCUGCACAGAGACAGUCUGCGAAUGUGAUAUAAAAACCUGCAUUAUCAACAAAACAGCAUGCAACUUAGGCUUCCAACCAGUGGUUGCUAUAUCUGAGGAUGGUUGUUGUCCUAUCUUCUCCUGUAUACCAAAAGGCGUAUGUGUUUCUGAAGGAGUUGAAUUUAAGCCUGGGGCAGUGGUGCCUACAAGCACGUGUGAGGACUGCGUGUGCACAGAUGAGCCGGACGUCGUGACACAGACCAACCGCAUCCAGUGUGUUCCAGUGAAAUGCCAAACCACCUGCCAGCAGGGUUUCCGCUAUGUGGAAGAGGAGGGUCAGUGCUGCAGCCAGUGCCAGCAAGUGGCAUGUGUGGCAAAUUUUCCAUUUGGCAAUGUGACCAUUGAGGUUGGAAAGAGCUAUAAAGCUCCAUAUGAUAACUGCACUCAGUACACAUGCACUGAAUCAGCGGGCCAGUUUUCCUUGACUAGUACAGUAAAGGUCUGCCUACCAUUUGAAGAAUCAAACUGUGUCCCAGGCACAGUUGAUGUGACUUCAGAUGGCUGUUGUAAGACAUGUAUCGACCUGCCACAUAAAUGCAAACGCAAUGUGAAAGAGCAGUAUAUUGUCCACAACAACUGCAAGUCGGCUUCUCCGGUCCCAGUGCCCUUUUGUGAAGGGACGUGCAGUACCUAUUCAGUGUAUUCCUUUGAGGCCAGUGAAAUGGAACACAAAUGCAUUUGCUGCCAUGAAAAAAGGAGUCACGAAGUGAAAGUGGAACUGGUUUGCUCUGAGCAUAAGACAGUCCAAUUCACAUAUGUGCAUGUAGAUGAAUGUGGAUGUGUGGAAUCAAAAUGCCCAAAGAGGAGAACAUAAGCAUAAACUAAAGGAAAAAUUUCAGCUCCCAUUUAAUGCUUUCCUAGCAAGUGAGUAGUUUAGAAAACAGCUGUGAGUAACCUUCAGAUGACCAUAUUCUCCCUUCUGCUUUUUCCUUCUGGUAUUAUAUGCAGUUAUGAAAAUUAGCUAAAGAUUUUACUCUAAAUGUUUGUGGAAUAAACUGCAUUUCAAAG